This is a messenger RNA of Danio aesculapii, 2581 nucleotides long. It is a transcript of the gene nudt13, whose product is annotated as nudix (nucleoside diphosphate linked moiety X)-type motif 13. The record is from RefSeq and is a predicted model, not a curated record. The transcript has 8 exons. Lineage: Eukaryota; Metazoa; Chordata; Actinopteri; Cypriniformes; Danionidae. Gene Ontology annotation, molecular function: hydrolase activity. Bases 422 to 1456 code for a protein of 344 amino acids.
CAACGUUUUCAUGAGUACAAAAACAAUCAUGUGUUUUUGAAUAAGUAUAUUACUUAGAGUGAUAUUGUAUUGCAUAUGGUAUCAAAAGGUACAUUUUACUGAAGUGAAGAACGGCAUAUUAUUGUUAUCAGUAUUUAUUUAUUCGAAAUAUUGUGGAAUUGUGUGUUCUGAUACAGUAACGUUAACUUAAAUGCGUUUUUGUGAUUCAUCACAUUCUGCCUCAACAAAAACAAAAUCAAAACGUCUGCUGUUUACAGAAAACCGUGACACUAAAACAAUAGUUUGUACUGUCAGCUUAGCUUUGUUUCAAGGGCAAGUUCCUAAACCCACGACUGUUGAACUCUUUUUAAAGUUUUAGUUGGGUCAAUGUGAAUGUUAAAACCUUCAUACACACAGGCAGUUUCUCGUGGGCAUUUUAGCCAUGCUGCAGUCUUUCAAGCUCUUCUACAGCAGUAACCUGAUGUUUUCUCGCUCCUGCUCCGGAUAUGUGUCUCGAACGAGGUAUCUUAUGAGAUUAAAGGAAGACGAUGAGGCAUGUCGAGAGGCGUUGAAAUCUGGCAACGUUUUACUGUAUCAUAAACUUGCUCCUCUACUGCAGAAGACCAGAAGUGGGGUUUGCAAAGUGGCUUCUUUCAAAACUGCAGAUUUGGAACAAAUUCUUGAGAAGGUUGGAAGGGGCAAACACUUUGUUAAUGAAUCACUGCUUCUGGGAUGCACCGAUAAGGGCGAACCACAGUUCUCUCUGGAAGUGGGUGAUGUAGAGCGCAGUACAUUGGAGCAGGAGUGCAAAGGUACAUUUGUGGACCUCAGAAAAGCUUUCUUCAUGAUAACUGCAUCAGAGUCUUCUCUUGCGGCAAAAGGACAGGCUCUCCUCCGAUGGCACCAGACCAAUGGCUUUUGUAGUGCUACGGGGCAGCCCACCAUCAGGAACCAAUCAGGAAGUUUCAGAGUUUGCCAAAGCAGUGGCAUCACCUACUACCCUAAAAUGUCUCCAGUGGUGAUUGUUCUGGUGUCUGAUGGGAGCAGGUGUCUACUGGCACGACAGGCCAUGUUUCCUCCAGGCAUGUACAGUGCGCUCUCUGGCUUCUGUGACAUGGGAGAGUCAGUGGAGGAGGCGCUGCACAGAGAGGUAGCAGAAGAGGUGGGCUUAGAGGUGGAGAAUCUUCAGUACUCUGGAUCACAGCACUGGCCAUUCCCACAAAGCUCUUUUAUGUUGGCUUGCCACGCCAUGGUAAACCCAAACAAAACACAGAUGAAUAUAGACAAGGCUGAACUUGAGGAUGCUCGCUGGUUCACUUUAGAAGAAAUAACAACAGCACUGCAGAAUCCUCCACGCAAACCCAGAGAAGAGCCACCUGUGUUCUGGGUCCCUCCUUCUUACGCCAUCGCCAAUCAGCUCAUUCAGGAAUGGGCCAAUCAGCAACAACUAUUAAGAAAUGCACAUGGACUCAAGUAACCACACAACUACAUGCAGUGAUUUAUUAAUAAUAUAGGAUCUUGAUGCAAAAAUCUGAAAUAUUUUUGUUUUGUGCAGAUAAACAGUUGAAGUCGGAAUUAUUAGCCCUCCUAAAUUAUUAGCCCUCCUGUACAUUUUUUUCCUAAUUUCUGUUUAAAGGAGAGAUUUUUCCAACACAUUUCUAAACAUAAUAGUUUUAAUAACUCAUUUCUAAUAACUGAUUUAUUUUGUCUUUGCCAUGAUGACAGUACAGAACAUUUGACUAGAUAUUUUUCAAGACACUUCUAUACAGCUUAAAGUGACAUUUAAAAGCUGAACUAGGUUAAUAAGGCAAGUUGGGAUAAUUAGGCAAGUAAUUGUACAACAGUGUUUUGUUCUGUAGACAAUCGAAAAAUAAAUAUUGCUUAGGGGGCUAAUACUGUUGACCUUAAACUGGUUUUUAAAAAAUGAAGACUUAAAUUUUUUUUUUUUUUAAUUUAAAUUAAAAAAAAAUUAAAAAGACUUUCUUCAGAAGAAAAAAUAUUAUAGGAAAUACUGAAAAAGAUUCUUGAAUCCAUUAAAAUAACUUGAGAAAUAUUUGAAAAAUAAUAAAUAUUGUGCUGGAGGGUGAAUAAUUUUGCCCUCAACUGUAUUUUUUGUGAUUAUCCAGAAGUCACUCUACUUGACAUCUUCAAGAGAUUUAAAAUAAGAACUUUUAAUAUUCUUUGAGUACUGGGACUUGAAAAAUUAUGAAAAUACAUAUGAAUUAUAAAGAUAAUUGUAUCUGAAAAGGGAUUUAAAACAGUAGGAAAACAUUGCACAUCUACCUCAAUUAGUAUUAAUUUCAGCAUUUUCCUUUAGUAUAGUCAUUGAUGACGCUAUGGGGAAACCGUUUUCUUCUUACAAACUGAAGCCUGAUUGGCUAAACAAUAUUACAUACAGUGUAUAGUGCAGUUCAACCUUAAACUCAAAGUGGGAACAUGCAGUAUUUAAUACUAUGCAUGGUGCUGUCUAUUUCAGAGUAUUUUUUUUCCACUUGUGCUUUUCAGUAAUAAGAAGAUAUCCAGAGACUGUAACAUUUUAAUAAGCAUGUUUUAUCAUGUGAUUUUUAAUUAUUUGACAAUAAAUUCAACUGAAUGAAAGAAA